This is a messenger RNA of Pocillopora verrucosa, 863 nucleotides long. RefSeq lists its product as uncharacterized. The record is from RefSeq and is a predicted model, not a curated record. NCBI's taxonomy places the organism in Eukaryota, Metazoa, Cnidaria, Anthozoa, Scleractinia, Pocilloporidae.
AUCUCAAAAGUAAAAGGUUAAAAAGCAUCCAGCAGCUAAGCUUGAAUCAGUUCACUUGAGCUUGACGUUCAGUAGAGCAACUUCGACUAAUCAUCUUCGAUGGCAGUUUUGGUGACAACUUGUUGCUGUGGCUGCAGCCUCCGUGCAGGUGUUGUGAUUCUCGGAAUCUUUGGCCUGAUUGCAUCAUCUUAUUCAAUUUAUCAAAGCAGUCAGUCCAUCGAAUUUUACAAGCAUAUAGAGGAGAACGCUUACGAAAUUAGCCAAGAUUUACCUUUCAGCGAAGAACAUUUACUGGCGAUUGUCAGAUUGGCUUACGUUUCUCUUGCAUUCGGAGUCAUCUCACUGUUGGUGAACCUGUUGCUUCUGUUAUCCAGCUCAGGUUACCGGUGUUUGGCAUUUCCUUGGCUUGGGUGGAGCAUCUUCGAGCUCUUUUUCAGUUUUGGAGUGAUCAUAUUUUACAUUGCCAUCUGCAAUGGGUUUGCCAUCUUCGUGUUUAUUUACGUCAUUGCAUGGUUGCUGUCGAUCUACUUCAUCAUGGUGGUGUAUUCGUACAUCGAAGCCCUUCGUGAAGAUCCUUCGGGAACGAGUGCAGGAUUUUCUCCCCCUCUGACAGGCGGUAACCAAACCCAGAUGGCUGGAAUGUCACCCCCUCCAUACGCAGUAUCCCAGAAAUUCACUGUGUAAAUUCAGGAGAACAUUGUGACUGUCCCAAGAGAUGACUGAUCAUCGUUUUAAUUUGGGCAUGAAACUGUUAGAGAGGCUGCCUAACUUUAACUGAGUAUAACUGUGGAGAAUAUUUUAUUCUGAUUGAAAGCGAGUAGGAUUAAGAGAUCGGUCAUUAUUUAUCGUCUGUGGGUGGGUCA